AGAACUGGAUCGGUUUAUGUGUGGUAGAGAAAGUUCCUUUUACCAGGUCAUAAUAUGGGGGAGUAAAAAGUACACGAGUUUUACAUGUAGAAAGAUCUGAGUUCCAAUUCAAUAUGAUAUGGUGAUUAACAACAUUGACUAUGCAAUUGGGCUCCCUACCUUUGGUCUACUACUAACUGACCCACGUUUCUUUCUGUGCCUCAGUUUUUCCAUCUUUAGAGUGGGGAUAAUAGUACCUAACCUAUAAGAUUGCAGUGAGGAUUAAUUACAUGCAGUUAAUUCAUGUAGAGCACUUAGAACUGUGGCGCAAGUAAACCCUCAAGCAAUGUCAUCUAUUGUUACUAUUAGUAAAUUCUAGUAGCCACUACUUACUAGCUUAAUGACCUUGGGCAUUCUUUCUCAAUCCCUCUGAAUCACCUUUCUUACCUCUGCAAGAUUAUUGUGAGGAUUAAAGUAAAUAAUACAAAUAAAGCAGAUGUUAGGUCAUCAACAAAUGUUAAUUAUCUCCAUGCUCCCAAAUCAGCCUUAAAACGAUGAGGCAACUAUAUGGCACCAAACUCUGGCUCUAUUAAGGAGAUUUUUACUUUGGGCCUUGAAUUUCCUCUGCCCUUUAACCUUACUGGGCUAAGCAGCGCCAGUGGAUACCAUUAAAUAUCAUGCCUGCCUAAAGUCGCAAAUAGUACAGACAGAUAAAGUAAAAACAAGCAGAGGAAGAGGAGAUAAAGAAAGGAGGGUAUAUAUUGUCUAGACUACUUGAGUCAUAGCAUCUUCUUUUGGAUUCUGUCAGCUUGCUUUCACACAAUCCAAAAAUGGCCUGUAUGGCUAGAGGGACCAAGAUGUAGGUUUUUGGUGCAUUUGUAUUAGUUGUGAACAAACUCAAACAUGGCUUUACUGUAGGUUUUUUGUUUUUUGUUUUGUGUGUGUGUGUGUGUGUGUGUGUGUGUUUUGUUUUUGUUUUGUUUUGUUUUGCUGGUUUCUAAGUAGUCUGUUCCAUUCUCUGUUUUCUGGGUUGCUAGGAUGAACAGGAGCCACAGUACAUUUUAUUAGCUUUGGUUAUUAUUAAGUCGUGUCUCUGGUCCUUCCCUCUGUCACUUUGGCUGCGGCUGGGUCCUUCCAGAGGCCCCUUUAUCUAGUGGCCCUCCCUACAUUUCCCCAGCUACUGAACAGGUUCCUCAUCAUUGUCCAGGGAUGUUGUGUGUAUUGCAUUACAGAGUCUGAUCACCAUCAUCACAUGGGCCUUUUGGGAGUGCCAGGAAUUUUCCCACACACCAGCGACCAGUCACUUUUCUUUUUGUCAGGAGAAGACAUCCUGGGGGAUAUUGCAUAAGGGGAGACUUUGGGGCUGGGUUUGGGCCAGUCUCCUAGUCCUGCCCUUCCUUUGGUUGAUGCUCUGGGCAAGGUGUAUACCUCCGGCCUGGACUAAGUGCUCAUCUCACUUCUCAGCACCAUCGUCAUGUUGAGCUGCCUUUUCCUCCUGAAGGCAGUUCUUGCUCUUGGGUCCCUGAUAUCCUGGGUGGCUUCUGGAGAGCAUGUGAAAGAAGGAGAAUGCCCUCCUAAUAAGAACCUGUGCAAAGAGCUGUGCUGGGGGGACGAAUCAUGUCCGGCUGGGCAGAAGUGCUGCAGCAACGGCUGUGGUCGGGUCUGCCGAGGAGGCAUUCCGAAGGGGAGGAAAGGAGAUUGUCCCAGGGCUGUUCGGAAACAAUCCUGUUUCCAAAGGUGCGUCACUGAUGAGACUUGUCCAGGUAGAAAGAAAUGCUGCGCGUUUGGCUGCAACAAGAGCUGUGUGGUCCCAGUCUCUCAACCAAAGCUGGGGCGGAGUGGCAAUUGUCCAGAUAUUUUGGUGGGCUUGUGCGUCGUCAGUUGCAUGACGGAUGAGAACUGCCAGGCCGGGGAAAAGUGCUGCAAGUCAGGCUGCGGCCGCUUCUGUGUCCCACCAAUUCUGCGAGCCGAACUGGCCACAAACCCCAGCUGGACCCUCAGGUCUGAUUCUGAAUUAGAGACCCGGGUGUCCUAGCUGUCCUGAGCUGCUACAGGGGGCUUGUUCUGGCUGUCAGGAGAGGGAGAUAUCCUGGGGCUGUGACCCUCCGGGGGGCUCUCACUGCCCUCCCUGCUCUGCUUCUGUUCCUGCUGCUGCCCUGAGCGUGGGAAUAUAGCCGUGGAUUUGGGCAAUGGUGUUCGGUGCUGCUUGUCCCCAGUAAAGGCUCAUGCUGA
Molecule: messenger RNA, 2211 nt
Organism: Acinonyx jubatus (cheetah)
Lineage: Eukaryota; Metazoa; Chordata; Mammalia; Carnivora; Felidae
Gene: WFDC3
Product: WAP four-disulfide core domain 3
Exons: 5
Coding region: 1454-2014 (186 amino acids)
Biological process (GO): innate immune response; antibacterial humoral response
Cellular component (GO): extracellular region
Molecular function (GO): peptidase inhibitor activity
Source: RefSeq, a predicted model, not a curated record